AUGACUAUCUCCACCUGGGAAGAAUUAGGGGACCUGAAACGCCGAUCUAUCUUGGAGGCGAUCCCUGCCAAGUGGAGGUUUCAGCAGCCUAUUCCCCCAGCGGAAGAACUUCGUGAUGUGACCGGUUCCUAUAUUCAGCAGUUUUUGACCGCACGAGAGAUAGAGAUUACCGAGACUGAUGCGGCGGGCAUUGCCGAGCAGACGACAUCAGGCAAUUGGACUGCGGUUGAAGUGACGGAGGCCUUUUGUCAUAGGGCUGCGCUUGCUCACCAGCUUGUGAGCUGUCUGCAUGAGGUAUUCUUUGAUGCGGCAAUUGAGGACGCAAAGAGACUCGAUGCAUACUUUGCGGAGCAUAAAAAGCCGGUUGGGCCACUUCAUGGUCUGCCAGUCAGCUUGAAGGAUCAAUUUCAUGUCAAAGGAGUCGAGACGAUGAUGGGGUACGUAGGAUGGAUUGGUACAUUCGAAGGCAAGAAGGGUGAUCUGAGAAGGGCCACGUUCGAAAGUGAAUUGGUCAAGGAGCUUCGAAAUCUUGGAGCGGUAUUGUACUGCAAAACCAGUGUGCCUGCAAGUUUGAUGUCGGGUGAAACGGUCAAUAACAUCAUCUCUUACACUUGGAAUCCUAAGAACCGACUUCUAUCCAGUGGAGGUAGCUCAGGUGGUGAAGGCGCAUUGAUCGCGCUAAGAGGGUCCCCUGGUGGAUUUGGAACCGAUAUAGGUGGAAGCAUACGUGUCCCAUCUGUGUUCAAUGGGGUUUUUGGAAUCCGUCCCUCGUCCGGGAGGAUGCCCUAUGAGGGCGCUGCAAACUCGAUGGACGGUCAGAACAUGAUCCUGUCUGUCGUUGGACCUCUUGCGACUACUGCGCGUUCUCUCACUCUCUUAUUUAAGGCUGUGCUCAGUCAACAGCCAUGGUAUCAUGACCCACUCGUGCUGGAGCUGCCAUGGCGCGUGGAUAUUGAAGAGAAGACCCGAGCUCUUAUAGAGCAAUCAGCUCGAGGCUCUCCUUCUCUUUCAUUUGCUAUUAUGCGCCACGAUGGCUUGGCCCUGCCUCAUCCACCAAUAGCUAGGGCUGUUGAGAUUGUCGAGCAAACUUUGAAGCGGUUGGGCCAUAAGGUCAUAGAGUGGAAGCCACCAUCUCAUCAGAUUGGUACGGAUAUAGCUAUGAAGGUCUUCCACGCCGAUGGCGGUGUGGAUGUGAUGCAUGACUUUGGGUUGUCGGGGGAGCCAAAAGCUCCACAGUGUAUUGUGAAGGAGGGGCCUACACAAAAUGCCGUAGAGAUCGCUGCACUCAACGUGGCAAAGCGGCAAUAUCAAAAGCUUUACAUGGACUACUGGAAUAGCACAGCUGAGAUCACCGGUACUGGACGCCCUGUCGACGGUGUGAUCAGCCCGUGUGCUCCACACGUUGCCGUGAUACCCCAAAAAUAUUCUAGCGUUGGGUAUACCACAAUCAUUAAUGUCUUGGAUUACACGAGCGUUGCGUUCCCGGUAACUCAUGCAGACAAGACAGUUGAUGUGCCUCAGCCGAGAGCCGAGUUCCUGAGUGACAUGGACAAGCUCAACCAUGAGCAAUAUGACCCUGAAGCUUACGAUGGUGCCCCUGCUGGUCUUCAAAUAUUUGGGCGGCGGUUGGAGGAAGAAAAGAUGCUGACACUAGCAGAGUACAUCAGCCAAGAGGGCUCUGCUGGGGCCGAAGAUAAUACCCCCGGCGCGGGAAAGAAUGCGGCUGUCAAGGACCGGAAAUGUCAAUACUGUCACCAAGCGUUUACCUCUUCUUCCUUGGGUCGUCAUUUAGACCAGUUCCUCUUCAAAAAGAAGCCCGAUGGGGUUCACGAUGUCGAGGAAAUCCGGCGCAUUCGAAGUGGCAUUACGCGACGACAGGCUCGUACCUCGUCCGGCAAACGGGAUACUCCUGAACGGACUACGGGAAAAGGCCAGUUAGAUUCAUAUCACACUGGCGAAUCCGGGACGAAGUCGCGCGAUGGGGUUAGAAUGAUGUUCAACACUCCCACAUGGCAUGCGACCGGUGUCAUUAACGAUAUCCCCAACCCAAGUCAGUCGCACGACGGUCCUGGUGCAUCGCGGUUUCCCUCUUCGCAAUCCCGAGUACCUAAGCCUCUGCCCGAUUAUGCAAGUAGAGGCGCUAGCGCUAAUAGCCCUGAUACAAUGAGGGCGCUGGAGCUGGCCCUGCGCGAGGUUCUGGACAAUAUCAAGGCUGCAACGUCAAGAAUGCGCCCUCGAAUGUCUCCGUUUGAUUUCGAUAUUCAGUCGCAGACGUUUCCUUCACUCUGCCUGCAAUUGCUACCCCCGCCCCCGAGUUUAUUCGCAGCUAGCCCGUUCCCCUCACCUUCUUCCUUCCCGCUUCAGCCUCCUGGAGUAGAACAUGUUGAAAUAGUGCGACAAGCUCUCCGUGCCCAGAUUGACCAGUGGCAGUCAGAUCAACUUUCUACUGACUCUAUCAACAACUCUCAGCCUGGGAGGCCAAGUAUUGGUUUGGAUGCGACCAUGAUCGCCCGAAGUGCACAACAGCAUGAAGACAUCAGUCUGCGGCACCUAGAAUUGGCAUUCAAGCAUUGGGCUUCACUUCCUCCUGAAACGAGGCGAGAUGCAUGGCAGCUAGAAAUUACCCGAGCGUUCGCCCGGGAAAUGGAGAAGCGCAAGUCGUUGGAUGACCAGCUGGCUCGUGUCCAACAAGAGGCGAACCAACUUCGCGCCCAAGUAGAAAGAUUAGGCUCAUGUCAAUGGCCUAGGGAAUUUGCUCUGUUCCCUCCAGAUACGUUACCACUGCCUCGGGAUGUGGCCCGCGAGUUGGAUACGAACGAAAGCAAGAUCAGCCCCGAUUCGUCUCGCUGGGACUAUGAUAAUGUGGUCGCGAAGUGGAAACGGGUAGUGAUGCACGAUAAGAGCAUGGGUCGUGUCGGAGUUGGACGGUCCAGUCCUGUGCUAGACGAUAAUGGUUCUGCGGACAGCAAGCGUGGUAGCGAUGAGCCAGUAAAUCUUUCCAGACCAAGAAUAUUGCAACCUCCAGCGGCAUUGAGUCCAUCGGCUCCUUCGCCAAUCCAGACAGGCGAGCCAUCCGCGUCUUCUAGCCAACAGACUUCUCCAUAUUUACCACAUGAUGCCACCCGCAGCCCUAAUGCCGGCCCUCAAGCCAAGCGCCCACGCCUUAUGAACGGACAUCAUUCAGCGACCGCUGCCGAAGGAGCCAGUAGCCCCUCGACGAAUCAAAAUCCCCCUGGAAACUCCAAGCCAUGGCACCCUCAGCAAUCUCUUACCGUUUCUAACCUCACUGGGCCCUCGGGUCCUACUCCUCCCCCGUCUUCCUCUGGCACAUGA
This is a messenger RNA of Aspergillus alliaceus, 3333 nucleotides long. Its product is annotated as amidase signature domain-containing protein. Bases 1 to 3333 code for a protein of 1110 amino acids. The transcript is spliced from 7 exons. NCBI's taxonomy places the organism in Eukaryota, Fungi, Ascomycota, Eurotiomycetes, Eurotiales, Aspergillaceae. The record is from RefSeq and is a predicted model, not a curated record.